CUUCACACUUUGUACAGCGGCUCUCAUUUCGAACACACUUUUAUGUACUGCACAAGAAAUCGAACGUUCAUUUAUAUUCUAUUCAAGACGGAGUAAGGUAUGGCAGUCACACAAAGUGUCAACUGCAGUUUAGAUGAUAUAGACUUGAAUAGUUUAAAGGAUCCGGCUGGAAUUUUUGAACUGAUAGAAGUUGUCGGAAAUGGGACAUAUGGUCAAGUUUACAAGGGUCGUCAUACAAAGACAGGGCAGUUGGCAGCCAUUAAAAUCAUGGAUGUUACAGAGGAUGAGGAAGAAGAAAUAAAGUUAGAGAUCAAUGUUCUAAAAAAGUACUCUCAUCAUCGAAAUAUAGCAACUUACUAUGGAGCUUUCAUCCAAAAGAGUCCUCCGGGGAAAGACGACAAAUUAUGGCUUGUUAUGGAGUAUUGUGGAGCUGGAUCUGUCACUGAUUUAGUAAAGUCAACUAAAGGCCAACCCAUUAAAGAAGAAUGGAUUGCUUAUAUCUGUCGAGAAAUUUUGAGGGGUCUCAGUCACUUACAUGCAAAUAAGAUCAUACAUAGAGACAUUAAAGGUCAAAAUGUUCUUUUGACAGAUAAUGCAGAGGUUAAAUUAGUUGAUUUUGGAGUCAGUGCACAAUUAGACCGCACCAUAGGAAGACGGAACACUUUCAUUGGGACUCCUUACUGGAUGGCACCCGAAGUUAUUGCCUGUGAUGAAAAUCCAGACGCAACUUAUGAUAAUAGGAGUGAUCUUUGGUCGUUAGGAAUCACUGCUCUUGAAAUGGCUGAAUCACAGCCACCUUUAUGUGAUAUGCAUCCCAUGAGAGCAUUAUUUUUAAUUCCACGUAAUCCACCACCACGACUGAAGUCAAAGAAGUGGGCCAAAAAAUUUCAUAGUUUUAUUGAAACUGUUUUAGUAAAAGAUUAUCAACAACGUCCAUACACUGAUCAAUUGUUAAAGCACCCCUUUAUAAGAGAUCAACCAACUGAGCGUCAAGUGAGAAUUCAACUGAAAGACCACUUAGACAGAUGUAGGAAGAAUAAAAAAGGUGAAGAAAGAGAUCAUGAUGAAUAUAGAUACAGUGGUAGUGAUGGUGAGGAAGAUGAUGUUAUUCCUGCUCAAAUAAGGAAUGCCGUAGACGGUGAUUCAACUUUACGGAGAAAUUAUCAAGACGACAGUCGUACAUUAACUCCUGGUGCAGGAAAUUAUCUACCUCCUGAAACUCCGGCACCACCUCCUCGCCCACCUGUGCCCCCUCAAAGAUUGAUUGUUGUUCCAGAUCCGCCACCACCCAGUAAGCCAUUACCUCCUAUACCCGGAGAAGAAAAGAAACCUGCUACUCCACCCCGUAAUCAACAACUACAACCUCCAGCUUUACCACCCAGUAGAAAUGCUGCUAUCAUUAAACCAAUUGCAAGAAAACCAGAUGAACUAGAUGUGCUAGCAUCCCAUUUAGGGGAUAGUCUUGGAAUAGAGAACAAUAAUAGUCCUAUGAGUAGCAAUUUGCCUCCUGCAUUACCCAUUCUGAUGGAUGAAUAUUCUACAUUGAAUGGCAGUUCUCCAGAAUUUCCACCACCACCACCUCCAAUUGUAUCUGAUUCAGAUGACGACGACGAUGAUGAAGAUGAUGGACAGGUGCAAAAUGAUGGCACUCUUCUAGCAUCUGAUCCACCUCGACCACUGCCUCCAGAUUGUUAUAAUACUGAUACCUUGAGAGCUUUGGUGCAAAAAGUUUCUAGUCAAGCACCUAAUCGCCCGUUGCCACCCACCCCAGAUGAAGAAGAUGCUAAAGCAUUAAUUCAAAGGGUGGAUAACUCAAAAGAAGGAAGAGAAAGGCAAAACUCGCCAAUUUCGCAAGAUCUGAGCAGAAUACAUGGUCAACGAUUAGAAUCAUCCCAAAGCACACCAGCAAACAUUGGAAUGGCUGGUUCACGACCAACUCCCGAUAUUUUCCCUCAACAUUCUUCUCAACAAGUGCUGGGAUCAAAAGUUGACAGAUCUGAUGAGUUUCAUCACAAACAGAGAUCAUUCCUCACUUUUGGUUUUGGUGCUGGUAGUGGUUCUUCACCAUCUCCACAAAAGCAAUCUCAAAUUAAUGUUAAUGUUACACCAACAGCUCAUGAAACAACACCUGACACGCCAGAAAUCAGAAAGUAUAAGAAGAGAUUCAAUUCAGAAAUUCUGUGUGCAGCUUUGUGGGGUGUAAAUCUCUUGAUUGGCACUGAAAAUGGUCUUAUGUUGCUUGAUAGAAGUGGUCAAGGUAAAGUUUAUCAACUAAUAUCUCGUCGUCGGUUUCAACAAAUGGAAGUUUUGGAAGGUCAAAAUAUUUUAGUUUCUAUAUCUGGGAAGAAAUCGAGAGUUCGAGUAUAUUAUUUGUCUUGGUUAAAGAGCAAGAUACUUCGAUCUGAUGGACAAAUUGAGAGGCAGAAUGGGUGGAUAAAUGUAGGUGAUCUUCAAGGAGCUGUACAUUUUAAAAUAGUGGUGUGGUCUAUUCCUCAACACGGCUUUAAAGACUGGGAAAAUACAUUUCGAAUAUGGAGUGGCAAUGUGAAAUAUGAAAGAAUAAAGUUCCUCGUCAUUGCUCUUAAAGAAAGUGUUGAAAUUUAUGCUUGGGCGCCUAAACCAUACCACAAAUUUAUGGCAUUUAAAUCCUUCUCUGAUCUUUUGCAUAAGCCAACUCUUGUUGAUUUGACUGUCGAGGAAAACAUUCGCCUUAAAGUUAUAUUUGGUUCUGCUGAUGGAUUUCAUGCUGUGGAUCUUGAUUCUGGUGCCGUGUAUGAUGUUUAUCUCCCAACACAUUCCCAGGGAUCAAUUACACCUCAUGCGAUUGUUACUUUGCCGAAUUCAAAAGGAAUGCAGCUAUUAUUGUGUUAUGACAAUGAGGGCAUUUAUGUGAAUACUUUUGGAAAAGUUAGUAAGAACAUUGUGUUGCAAUGGGGUGAAAUGCCUACCUCUGUGGCUUACAUUGGAACUGGGCAGGUCAUGGGAUGGGGUAACAAAGCUAUUGAAAUAAGGAAUGUUGAGACAGGUCAUUUAGAUGGUGUCUUCAUGCACAAAAAGGCCCAAAGAUUAAAGUUUUUAUGUGAAAGAAAUGAAAAGGUAUUUUUUUCAUCAGCAAAGGGUGGUUCUGCGUGUCAAAUAUAUUUUAUGACUUUGAGCAAGCCAGGAAUGAACAACUGGUAGAGGAGUAAAGAACUUUUAAGUGCUUCAAGGUUUAAAUGUAGCUGUUAUUGUAUAUGUGUGUGUGUCGAAAUAAUUGUAUUAUACCGCUCAAUGUAUACUUUUACGAGCAGUUUGCUACUUUUGUAAAUAUUAAAGCCAUUUUUAUUUAUAAACAUUGUGCUUGUUAAAAGUAUUUUAACACAUUUAUAAAUAAGUUUUCUUAUAUGUUUUCAUCAGUGUAAUGUGCUCAUGCAUUUUUUUAAGUUGUAAUAAAGUUA
Molecule: messenger RNA, 3437 nt
Organism: Uloborus diversus
Lineage: Eukaryota; Metazoa; Arthropoda; Arachnida; Araneae; Uloboridae
Gene: msn
Product: misshapen-like kinase 1
Exons: 28
Coding region: 100-3180 (1026 amino acids)
Biological process (GO): protein phosphorylation
Molecular function (GO): MAP kinase kinase kinase kinase activity; ATP binding
Source: RefSeq, a predicted model, not a curated record